CUCUGUCUGAUUCACUUGAAAUAUUGAAAGCAGAGCUGCACUAAAGCUGCGGAAAUAUUAGUUAAUACUUUGCAUUUAACAAACAAACAAAUCUCGCCGAGCUCUGGUGAUGUCACAGCUGCGCUCCAAAGUUAUCAGCCUCUACAAGCACUUGCAAUACCUGGGACGUGAGUACCCUGGACCAAAUGGGCCUCAAAAGUUCCGCAAGCAAAUCCAUGACGCAUUCAUAAAUCACAAGGAUGAGAGCGAUCCCAAGAAGAUUGUGGCUCUGUUGGCGCAAGGACGCUACCUAGCCAAAGAAGUUGAGGCACUCUAUUCUUUGAAGAAGUAUCGGACUUUGAAGAAGUAUAGCUACAAUGAAUAGAUAUGCGAGACUACGUUGGCGGUGUUUAAGGUUAUGCGGAUGUUGAAAUUCAAGGACUGUCGAGAAGAGAGAGAGAGGGAUAUGAUAUGCCUUUUGCUUUCAAUAAUAUACACACACGCACACCCAUAAAUAAUGCAUAUUCUUUUGCCAAAGCAAAGCGACGCAACUCCUAACACACCGCACACCCUAUAAAAUGUUUGCACACUCCCAUAUACCCUACACAAAAACUAUUAAUUCAUAAUUUCGAAUGUCUUGUCAAUGUCUAACUUAAAGUUUGUGAUUGAUGCAAAAACCCAACAAAAAACAAAAAAAGCGAAAAACGGACGUAGCGAAUAAAAGAAGCAGUCAUUGAAUAACCAAAAACCAAA
This is a messenger RNA of Drosophila obscura, 732 nucleotides long. RefSeq names its product electron transfer flavoprotein regulatory factor 1 (gene osi). Gene Ontology annotation, biological process: respiratory electron transport chain. The record is from RefSeq and is a predicted model, not a curated record. The coding region runs from base 110 to 364 and encodes 84 amino acids. Gene Ontology annotation, cellular component: mitochondrion. The transcript is spliced from 2 exons. NCBI's taxonomy places the organism in Eukaryota, Metazoa, Arthropoda, Insecta, Diptera, Drosophilidae.